AAUAGUUUUUCUAGUUUAUUACAAAAAAAUACUAAAAAAGAAGUCUGAACUGCUGACGAAUAUAUAGUAUACAUGUAUCAAAUCUUACCUAAAACAGCUAUGUCAAUAAAUUAACAUAGGCACCCAUCGAAAUUCGUUCCAAUUUUACUGUUUCAGUCGACAUAAAAUCCUAUUGAAAACUUACCAAAAAAAUCACUUUUUAAAAGUUUUAACAGUAUUUUGCUUAUAAAUUCAUUAACAUUUUAACAUUUUACUUUUGAUAUCAGUAAAGAAUUUCCACGAUUAUAAAAAUGAUAUUUGUAAAUGUUAUGAUAUCAUUUGCUUUGGUAAACGUUUGUAUAGCUGAAGCGGAUCGGUACACUACGGAGGUUUUCAAAGCAAACCUACAUUUGAAGCAGGCAGAAGCUCAAUUGCCGGCAGUGAUUAAAGACGUUGUUCUUGGAAAAUAUAUGACAAGGGAUAUAAGUUUAAUGUUAACAUCACCGGAUACCGAAAAAGAAAUAGACACAAAAUAUGACAAAUUAGUGUAUCAGAUUUUUUUGCAAGACAUGAUAACUUAUACAACGGAUAUAGAUGUAAUUACUGUAUUAGACGAAGAUAUGAAAAGCCAAUUAGAAAACUCUAACCUGUCAGAUUUGGGAGACGCAAGAAGAAAAUUAAUUAGUGAAGCUGUAAAAGAUUUAAUUCGUUCUGAAAUAAGCGGAGAAUUUAGUGAAAAGUUCAAAGACUUUAUCAAUGUGUGUCGGUUAUUAUCAGUGUUCAAGGGUAUUGAAUAUACUUCAUUCGUAUAUUUUGCUGAAUUCAAUAAUCAAACUAAUGGACAAUGUAUUAUAGAAGAUUUAGACAAUAAUGCAUUCUAUUACAAAAAAUUUGGAAGCGAGAUUUGGGAAAUGGAUGAUAAAGGUAAUCAACGUCAUCUACUGUCUGAUCAAGUAAACUCAAAUUGACCAGAAGCUUUAAGGACAACUUAUUUUAGGGUACUAUAAUAUUGUUGUUUUUUAAAUCCUUUUUACACAUCUUCUGAUAUAAAAAUUGUCAAUAAAUUUUGUUGUCUUUAAAAAUAAACAGUUUUAAUCUGAA
Molecule: messenger RNA, 1080 nt
Organism: Adelges cooleyi (spruce gall adelgid)
Lineage: Eukaryota; Metazoa; Arthropoda; Insecta; Hemiptera; Adelgidae
Exons: 11
Coding region: 291-947 (218 amino acids)
Source: RefSeq, a predicted model, not a curated record